Messenger RNA from Haliotis rufescens (red abalone), 3074 nucleotides. RefSeq names its product NADPH oxidoreductase A-like. The record is from RefSeq and is a predicted model, not a curated record. NCBI's taxonomy places the organism in Eukaryota, Metazoa, Mollusca, Gastropoda, Lepetellida, Haliotidae. Gene Ontology annotation, molecular function: FMN binding; oxidoreductase activity; flavin adenine dinucleotide binding. The transcript is spliced from 12 exons. Bases 545 to 2383 code for a protein of 612 amino acids. Gene Ontology annotation, cellular component: cytosol.
GUUGUUUACUUCCGGUCAUAUUUUCAACCUUUGACCUAGCCGACUGCUGCUUGGCUGAACGUUUGACUUCGAACUUAUGUACCAAUAAAGAUGGUCGUUGUGGCAGUAGUUCAUGUGUGAGACUGAUAUUGAAAACCUAUUGACAGUGUGGCAAUAUCAUUGCUAGCUGCGUCGUUGUCCUUUCUCGUUUCGGUUUCGGAGUGUUCAGUUACCGACUGACUGGAAGUCAGUCAAAGUGGGCGGUUACAGAUCGACCUGUCAGAAAGUCUGCCAAAGUGCGGUGUCGGAUUUGCAGCAAACUACAAAUCAUCCCUUGGCUUCAAAUAAUAAAACAAAAACUGUUACUUAAUCAAAUAUACUUGUUUUAAUUCAUCGAAAGUGUAUGUCUACGGAAGCACCACAUAUGGAACAGAUGAUAAUUAACAAUGAACGGAUUUGGGGAUUGGCUGUUUUGUUUCUGACUUACAUUUUGAAUGGUUAGAUUAGACUAGAGAAAAUCUCCACGAUCAGCUGUCUGCAGGGUUGUAACUGAAGUCCACCUAGAAUGUGGUACACAGUAGUUGGAGUUGUGGGUAUUUUCUAUUACAUUUGGAGAACUGUGAGAUCUUCACCUGAUAAUCUAAACAAGGAUACAUCUAUAGAUGCUUUCAUCGACACUGAUGUCAGUGAGCCUGACGCUAGAAGUGAGAAAAGCCCUCGAGUCAAUCAAUACUACAGGCGGUAUGACUGCAUUGGCCGGCAGAUUUUGGUGCUGUAUGGAACAGAAUAUGGAUUCAGUGAAGAACUGGCCAAAACUUUGUUCAACAAAUUAUGUGACCUGGAACCAUCCAGCCAGAAUGAGUAUCCCUGGCAACCCAGGCUGGUUAAUGUCCGGAACUUUUCCCAUGUUGACCUGAAUACUGAACAGUUGUGCCUGAUCAUCAUCUCAACCAGUGGUGAUGGUGUGCCCCCGUCGGAAGCCCGGCCAUUCUAUGACAGCUUGCUAGCCAUGACAAAGCCGCUUGCACAUCUCAACUUCUCCGUACUGGCCCUAGGGGAUUCCAACUACCCCCACUACUGCCAUACAGGGAGAACAGUCAGUGCCAGACUUCUAGAACUCGGAGCUGUGCCGAUUGUAAAGUGCCAGGAUGUAGACCAGGAGGAGUGGCCAGUGAUUGACCAGUGGACGAGUGAUGUGUUGUCAGCUGUGACCAAUGUCAGUGUGUCACCGACCUUUGACUAUCUUGACAUCAGGCCAUCAGACAUUAACACAGGAUUCAGUAGACACAAGCCUUUCAUGGCCAAACUUGUGGUAGCUAAUUCUUGUUGCCUUCACAACCUCAGUCUCCCAGUCAGGCCUUGUGUUGCAGGAGAUGCUGUAGGAAUCUACCCACAGAAUGACCCAGCACACGUGGCGGCCAUCUUGUCCACUCUGGGGGUGCCUCCUGAGAUGGAGGUGGACACGCCACCCUGGGCGUAUGAACCAGCACCAGAAAAGGUGAGCGUGGAGGAAGCUCUGUUGCGGUAUUAUGACAUCAAGCAUGUUCCACCAAAGCUACUCCAGAAGAUACACAAUAAAGACAGCAGACACACAGACAGUCUUCAGAAGCUUCUGGACAAGGGGUUGGCCAAAGCGAACACUGCAUUACACGCUUACCUGGAUGAGAGAGAAGUGAGGGACAUUGUUUCUGAGUUUGAGUCGGUUGGCCUCACUCUUUGUGACGUUCUAACCUGCCUACGUCCACUGCAGCCCAGAUACUACUCUAUAUCAUCCUCCCCUCGCGUAGACAGGAACACUGUAUGUGUUACGGCUGCAGUGGUGCGCUAUGAAACACUGGGUGUCUCAAGGUCGGGGGUGACGACCUGUGACCUCCAGGAUCGAGUGACUGUAGGAGACAUGUGUCCAGUGUUCAUCAGUCCGAACGAUGACUUCCGGUUGCCCAAAGAUGUUGUAGCUCCGAUUAUCCUCAUUGGUCCAGGGACAGGACUGGCUCCCUUCCGAGCCUUCAUGCAGGAGCGAGAACAUGAACCAGCCCAUGGCAAGAUUUUCCUAUAUUUUGGCUGCCGUUGCAGAGACAAAGAUUUCUUGUACCGUGAUGAACUUGAGAGACUGUCAGCAGCUGGCACUAUUCGACUGAGGACGGCAUUUUCUCGGGAGGGACGGAGCAAGGUGUAUGUCCAGCAUCUCCUGCAGGAGGACGCCCAGGUUAUCUGGACCCUCAUCAGCCAGGAAGGUGCCUACAUUUACAUCUGCGGGGAUGCAAGGAAUAUGGCUCAUGAUGUGCACGCUACUCUCAUCAAUGUCAUACAAGGUCAAGGUUGUGUAUCAGAGGUCAAGGCCAUCCAGUAUCUGGCUGACCUUGAGAGAUGUGAGAGAUACCAGAAAGAUGUGUGGGUCACGUGACAUUGCUGAUUCUGUGUGAACUUGUACUCACCUGUGUGCCAAAUAUGGAGUCUUGCCAUUUAUAUUUAUGGGAUGAUUUAAAGUAUUUAUUUUUAUUUCCUAUGAAGGAAAAAUCUAUGUCUACAUUGGAUAUAGAUAGCAUUACAUGACAAUCAUUGAGAGAUUAGAACCUAUAUAUUGUCUCCCUCAGAUUAUACACUUGAGCAUGAGUUAAGCACCACCUGAUUCAAAUUCACAUUCCGAAAAAUAAUGUCAAAGCCCUUUGGUCUAGAUUUUCAGAACGAUUAAAUUGUCCUCUCGCGAGUAAACACAGCGCAUACAAAGUCAAGGACAAAAAUAAGGGACGUUAUUCUCAAUGACAAUGAUGAGACCUUUCAUCGAACCCAAUUGAACACCUUUGGGAUUACCUUGGCCGCCAGGUGGGAGGUCCAUGUCAAAACCUGAAUGAACUGACCCAGGCAUUGUCCAGGAAUGGCAGGGGAUCCCAGUGUCGAAAAUCAGACUUCCAAUCAGUUGCAUGGGAGGAUGACUCACGAAUGGUGUCAGUGAGAGGGGUGGAUAGUACUGGAUACGUGAGGUGAGGUAAAAUGGGUUUAACGUCGUGUCCAAGAUUAUUGCACUUAUAUAGCGACGUGUACGUGUGUGUGUUUGUGUGGCUGCUUGUACAAGUCCGGACUGAUGCCGAUUUAUA